AGCAACACAGAAAAUUCUGGUCCUUCCAGCUGCGGGGGAUUCCCAGGUUGAACUCUUCCGGGAAAGCUUGCUUCACCACUUGUCUUGCGAAAUCUAGCGGGCCCUCCCUCCUCUCUCUGGCUUCUUAUUCUGCAGAGCCUGAAGCCAGCGCUGAGCUAGAAAGGCUCACAAACUUGGCAGGGCAGGCCUCACGGGCAGCGUGCACCACCUGCAGCAGCGCAGAGCCGACCGCCCUGGGGACGCCUCUCCAGCAGUGAUGGAGAAAACGUGCACAGAUACACAUCUUCUUGCUAUGAAUUCCUCAGAAAAGCAAGAGACUGUCUGUAUUUUUGGGACAGGGGAUUUUGGGAAAUCACUGGGAAUUAAAAUGCUUCAGUGUGGUUAUUCUGUUGUUUUCGGAAGUCGAAAUCCCCAGAUGUCCAGCCUUCUGCCCAGGGGUGCAGAGGUCUUAAGCUAUUCGGAAGCAGCCUGGAAGUCCGACAUCAUAAUCCUAGCCAUGCACAGAGAACAUUAUGAUUUCCUCACAGAGAUAAUUGAGAUUCACAAUGGGAAAAUAUUGGUAGAUGUCAGCAACAACCUCAAAAUCAAUCAGUAUCCAGAAUCUAAUGCUGAGUAUCUUGCCCAGUUGAUGCCAGGAUCCCACGUGAUAAAAGCAUUUAACACCAUCUCAGCCUGGGCUCUCCAGUCAGGAACAUUGGAUGCAAGUCGGCAGGUGUUUGUCUGUGGAAAUGACAGCAAAGCGAAGCACAGAGUGAUGGACAUUGUUCGUGCUCUUGGACUCACUCCAUUGGAUCAAGGAUCUCUCAUGGCAGCCAAAGAAAUUGAGAACUACCCUCUGCAACUGUUUCCAAUGUGGAGGCUCCCUUUCUAUUUGUCUGCUGUGCUGUGCGUCUUCUUCUUUGUCUACUGUGCUGUAAGAGAAGUGAUCUACCCUUAUGUGUACUCAAAGACAGAUAAUACAUUUCGCCUGGUUAUUUCCAUUCCAAAUCGUGUCUUUCCAAUAACAGCACUGACACUACUUGCCUUGGUUUACCUCCCUGGUGUUAUAGCUGCCAUUCUACAGCUCUACCGAGGUACAAAAUACCGCCGAUUCCCAGACUGGCUUGACCACUGGAUGCUUUGCAGAAAGCAGCUUGGCUUGGUAGCUCUGGGGUUUGCCUUCCUUCACGUCAUCUACACACUUGUGAUUCCUAUUCGUUACUAUGUGCGAUGGAGGUUGAGAAACAUAACCAUUACUCAGGUUCUGGCCAACAAGGACAACACAUUUAGUACCUCUUCAGCCUGGCUCAGUGAUUUGUAUGUGGCCCUGGGAAUCCUGGGAUUUUUUCUGUUUGUUCUCCUGGGAAUCACUUCCUUGCCAUCAGUGAGCAACAUGGUCAACUGGAGAGAGUUCCGAUUCAUCCAGUCCAAACUGGGUUAUCUUACCCUCAUCUUGUGCACAGCCCACACCCUGGUGUAUGGAGGGAAGAGAUUCCUCAGCCCUUCCAUUCUAAGAUGGUAUCUUCCUUCGGCCUAUGUGUUAGCUCUCAUCGUUCCUUGCACAGUGCUGGUGAUAAAGUUUAUCCUCAUCAUGCCGUGCGUAGACAAGACCCUGACACACAUCCGCCAGGGCUGGGAAAGGAAUUCAAAAUGCUCGAAAUCAGCAUUGAACGGAAAAUCAGAUCUCUAAAACAAAGGUGAAUUUGCCAGGAUUUCUGAACUACAGUAUUGAAUGUUUAGAGAAGAAUGAUGGGUCCUGUUAAGAAAUCUUUUUCUCUCAUCAUAGUCAGAAGUUUAUCAAUGCAGAAAGAAAUGUUGCCUGACUUUGAAAAACUAAAAUUGGAAGGAAACAUUACUUCACCUCAGGGCAGUGAUGAAUCUGUGUGAGUCUCUGUGGCUUCUUUUCCCAGAAGCCCAGGAGCUGCCACUGUGGUAAGAUUUGCAGAUUCACACUAAGAAGCUUCUUAAUUGUGGGCAACAUGAAUGAUGUAACGUUUUUGCAAAAUCCAGGAAUCGUGUAUGCAACUUCCUUCUCUAAUUUAAGGGCUGAGGUAAGUGAAGGAAAAAGCAACAGUGGUGGUUAGGCUUAGAAUGCCUAAAGAAGAGUCCCAAGUGAAGUAAAAGGAAUGAGAUUUUUGUUUGUUUGUUUCUUUAAUGGAAGUAAUGGUGAUCACAAACAUUGUCAUACUGAUUAUGGUUGUUUGUGGUACAACACUAAGAAUCAAAGACAGGGCUUUCUGCAGACUAAACAAAUGCUAUGUUUCUGAGCUACAUCUCCAGCCUUGCCAUAGUGAAUUCUAUAGUCAUAUGAACCCCUUGACCCCUUGAGUUUGCUUUUUAAUAUGGAUGUUUACUAUUGGGAAAUACUUCAUAGUGAAAAAAAAAUCACAGUUGGAGGUAAUCAUUCAUUGUCUGCAUGGACAUCUAUAUUUGUUGUUAGAAGAUUCUUCCUCUAUAAGGACUGGGUAGAGGAGAGACUAAGCGUGGCGAGAUGUCCAUUUGGAUUUUUCAAUGAGUACUAUGCAAGAAGGAACUGAUAAAGGCCCUUACAUAAAAGGUCAAGCAAGCCAGAAUUUCAGCUAGCAAGCUAAGUCAAUACUAUAAAGUUUCACUACUCACAGUUUGGUAUUAGCUAGGUAUUGUGGUAUGCAUAAAUUUUAUAUUCCAAAUAUUGUUCAAUGUUAAUCAUCUGUGAAAUUAAUUUUUAGUAUAAAAGUGUAAUUUCAAUAAUCUGUCUCAGUCCAUUAUAAUUUGAAGCAGUAAAUUUAAAUUAUCUAAAACUGUAAAUUUGACAAAUACAUAGAUAAGAAAGAAGGCUGGAAAGUCUCUGCUGAGAGGUCUGAGCUGUGGUUGUCGCAUGAGAUUUGCUUUGUUCUCAAAUCUUUGCUAAAGGGGACUGGUCUGGCUCUCUGUGUGGAUAGUGCCUUUUCCAAGGUGAUCUUCAGCAGGAUUAACCUUCCUAGCUCAAACAUGGAGCUAAAAGGAGAUUUUUGCACCUUCUUUCCACGUAUCACUGAAAUAACUAAAAGGAAUUAGGUUUAACAUUUUUCUGCUUAAUCUAUAAAGGUUUUUUAUUUUUUCAUUUUAACAUUUAUUGUCACAUGUUAUACAUAACAUCAUACAAAAUGAUUUAAAUGUAUUACAACAUUGCUCACAAUCCAUAUUUUUCUAUAAAGGUUUUAUUACAUAAAAAUGAGCAUUUAACUAUUGCCCUGAAUAUAUAAUAUAUAUCCAGCUUUUACUAAAACAAAAAUUGAGAUGUUUUUAUACUAACAACACAUUUCUGUAUUCUUUAGAAUAUUUGCCAAGAGUCAAGAUUAAAAAAUUAAAAUAGUAUUUGAUAGCAUGUUGUAUAUUGCAGUUUCUAAUGCGACCUCAUCAACCCAGUGGCACUGGAUAAGGGUAGUUGACUUUAUCACACCAUUACAGAUUUGGGGUUUUACUUCAACUUUGUUUUCUCAUAAAUAGCUACAAUGGUUUGAAGGAUAUGCUCCUCUAAAUUAUCUUCGAUCACCCAAGCAACUGAAAGGCUCUGAGAAGAGCUGGUGCAUGUGGGGCCAACCCUGGAGCAUCAGUGAAGAUUCUUGGAAGCAUCACUACUUAUCCAUGUUGCGCAGAACAUCCAAGGGUACUGGGGCUGGCCGGAACAUUGACUGAUUAAGCUAAAACACCAUUUCAGUAAGAUUCCAGUUUCAAUAGGAGCCAUAUCCAUCAUGAAAAAUAGAACAUAAAACACUCUACUGUUUGUAAAAUGCUCUAUCAAGGUACCUAAUAAAAACAUCCAUUAUGCAUGAAAUUAAAGAGAGCCCUGGUUGGUUUGGGCAUAAUAGUUGUGUUGCCAGGCUUGACCUUUGGCCACAACCACAAAAGCUCUGAGCCCCACCAACUGGUCAGAGAAAGACAAAGUUCUUCCAUCCUUCACAACACCAUUCCCUACUGCUCAAAACAGGGCCAAGCUGGACCGUGUUAACAGGUGGAGAGAAUGAGUUUUGAACAGAUGGAAAUUGAUAUGUUGAGUGACCUAUAUUUCUUUUAACAGAGACAAAUUGUUCUACAUAAAAAAGUUACACUAAGAGGGGCAUGGCCGCAGACACCUGUAAUCUCCAGUGGGAGGAUAAAGGUCAACCUAGGCUACUAAGACCUUGUCUCAAAAAAAAAGAGCCAAAAUAAAUAUAAGAAGAAAAGUUACUUCUUUACUGUUUGUAUGAUUCCUGUAUUCUAGGAUUUUUUUUUUCAUUUUUAAUUAUUUUAUUCAGUUUUUGUGCAUUUCAUAUAAUACAUCUUAAUCAAAUUUAGACACCCCUCCUUCCGGCUACCCACCCCUCAUAGCCCCACACACACACAAGCUAUCAGGUAGUCUGU
Nannospalax galili (Upper Galilee mountains blind mole rat) is the source of this 4341-nucleotide messenger RNA. It is a transcript of the gene Steap4, whose product is annotated as STEAP4 metalloreductase. The transcript has 5 exons. Gene Ontology annotation, biological process: copper ion import. Gene Ontology annotation, molecular function: cupric reductase (NADH) activity; ferric-chelate reductase (NADPH) activity. Gene Ontology annotation, cellular component: endosome; plasma membrane. The record is from RefSeq and is a predicted model, not a curated record. Bases 257 to 1669 code for a protein of 470 amino acids. NCBI's taxonomy places the organism in Eukaryota, Metazoa, Chordata, Mammalia, Rodentia, Spalacidae.